CUCCACCUGCUGGAAGCAAAGAGAAGAAGAGCAGCGCCCCGUCCCUCUGAUCAUGCUGGAGUCGCUUAAAAUCUCAGACUUUGUUUCCCGGAGUGACGGAAUUUGACGGAACACCGGCAGCUUAUGGGAGUUUUCUACUGGAAACCAGUUCCUGCAGCUCACUGCCCACCAUGCUCCGGCUGGGCCUCCCCCUCCUCUGGCUCCUGCUGCUCCUCUCCAGCGCCUCCCUCCCAGGAUUCGCCCAGGUUUCCUUGGAUCCUAAAGUCCAGCUGAACUCCACAGAAACCAAUUGCUCCACUGGAUGCCAGGACUCAGGUAACGGUACUGUGAGUCAGAACAAAACGGCUGAAGGCUCUUCAUCAGACGCGGUAAACGCCACCCAACGGCUGCCUCUGAAUGGGACAAACCAAACAGAAGGACCUGUAACGACCGAAGGACCUGUUAGCAGCCGGCCUCCAGGAACAGAAGCUCCUCCCACUUCUGCUGCAGCCACGCCCUCUCAGCCUGCAGACGGUGGCUCCACCACCAGCGCUGCUACAGCUGUCUGGACCUCUACACCUUUGGAAGAUAACAGAACUUCUUCAGCAGCGAUUCUGUCCUCCAAACCUCCAGCUACAACCACUCAGGCUCCGCCCACUGAAACACCGUCAGCUCCGCCUCCUUCCACGCCAUCAGACGCCAUCAGAAACCCCCCAACCACCACUGUUUUGCCCUCCCGCAGUCAGAGUCCGUCUGUGGCGCCGGCGCUCAGCACCAGAAAGUCCACGCCUUCCCCGUCAUCUUCCAGCGCCGCCGCCUCAGCCAGGCCUCCCAGCAGAACCUCGGCUCCUCCCAGUCGGGUUUCUGUGGUGGAGGAAGCCGGGGCGGUUCUGACCCGGCAGUUGGUGGACACGGCCUCCUUAAUCGCCGUCCUGCUCUUCGGCCUGCUCUUCUUCCUCGUCACGGUGGCGGUGUUCGCCACGCAGGCGUACGAGAGCUACAGGAGGAAGGACUACACGCAGGUGGACUACCUGAUCAACGGCAUGUACAGCGACUCCAGCGUGUGAUCCAGGAAGACGGCGAGGCUCGGUUCCGGCUCUGAAGGGUCACAGCAGUGGUUCUGAAGUCGGAACCAGAUCAGACGGCGUCGCCCGACACCUUCCUGUCAGCCGUGACCCGUUCAAAUGAGUUUUUUCCUUUGUAGCUUUUUGUUUCUGACUGUUAAUCAGAACCAGGAGUUCUGGUGCUGCUCGGCCUUCAGCUCUGGAUUCUGCUCCGUCUGCAGCGGGGCGGUCCCAGCACGCCCAGCGGGGCGGC
Messenger RNA from Cyprinodon variegatus (sheepshead minnow), 1296 nucleotides. RefSeq lists its product as uncharacterized. The transcript is spliced from 4 exons. NCBI's taxonomy places the organism in Eukaryota, Metazoa, Chordata, Actinopteri, Cyprinodontiformes, Cyprinodontidae. Bases 171 to 1046 code for a protein of 291 amino acids. The record is from RefSeq and is a predicted model, not a curated record.